Vicia villosa (hairy vetch) is the source of this 4209-nucleotide messenger RNA. Its product is annotated as disease resistance protein At4g27190-like. Bases 178 to 4209 code for a protein of 1343 amino acids. The transcript has 6 exons. The record is from RefSeq and is a predicted model, not a curated record. NCBI's taxonomy places the organism in Eukaryota, Viridiplantae, Streptophyta, Magnoliopsida, Fabales, Fabaceae. Gene Ontology annotation, molecular function: ADP binding.
AGCUGAUCUUGGUCAUUGAACUCGUAUGCACAAAGUAUUCAAAAUCAGACUAUUGUUCACAAGACCGCGUGCACAGAUAGUGAAAGUCAUACCUAAGAUUAGUGAAAGGAAGAAGAUUUUCCAAAAGAUUCGAGCAUACACUGAAAGUGGUUAUUUCUAAAUCUGUUGGACAACAAGAUGGAAAGUUGCUUAGAUUAUUUGGGGAAGUCAUCUGUGGAGAAAUUCACAAAGGGGGCAUUAGCGCAAUUACGUAGUGUAUAUUGCUUUACAUGCAUUUCUAAUGAAUUCAAAGAAGAAAAGUUUGCACUGGAAGGAGAAAUAAAAGCAUUUGAGAGUCUUUCAGAUGAUGAACGUUUUUUGGCUAAAGAUUACAUUCCUUUUCCAAGUAGAGAGCUAAAAUACAAAGAGUUGCUCGAGGCGCUCAAAGAUGAUAACAACAAUAUAAUCGGAUUGCAAGGGAUGGGUGGCAUCGGAAAAACAACAUUAACCAAAAAAGUUAUUAAAGAACUAACGCAAUCUGCACAAUUCACUCAUGUCAUUGAUAUAAAGAUACCGUUUACGUCAAAUGUAAAAAAAAUUCAAGAUGACAUUGCUCGAUGUUUAAAAAUAAAUUUUGAGGGUUGUAUUGACUCAAAACGGUCCGAAACACUAUUGAGCGAAAUAUAUAAGAAUGAUGAGAAAAUUCUGCUAAUAAUGGAUGAUGUGUGGUAUCAAGAGCCACCUCUUGAUUUUGAUCUAAUAGGAAUUCCAAAACAGGACAAACACAAAGGUUGCAAAGUUCUUAUAACCACACAGAGUAAACAAUGGUUGCAAUGUGAUAAGAUGAUUGAGUUGAAGCUCUUAUCUGAAGAAGAAUCAUGGAUCAUGUUUAAGACGUAUGCCGAUAUAAGAAUUAGUUCUUUAUCAAAAAAGUUGAUCGAAAAGAGUCGUAAAAUUUCCAAGGAAUGCAAACAGUUACCGAUUGCAAUUGCAGUUAUCGCCAGCAAUUUAAAGAGCAACCAACAUUCUAAUAAGUGGGAUGAUACCUUAAAAUCCUUGAAGAAACAUGUGGAAAUGGACGAUGUUGAUGAGGAAAAGGUUGGAGUUUAUCAAUGUUUCAAGUCUAGCUAUAAAUAUAUAUGGGACAAAAAAGCCAAGGGGUUGUUCCUCUUAUCUUCUUUAUUCCCAUUAGAUAUGGAUAUCCCUGUUGAAAUUCUAGUUAGACUUAGCUUUGGAACGAGGCUCUUUGAGGAAUCUUAUGACAAGUACAAUAAUGCUCGAGUUGAAGUAUAUGCAAUUAAAAAUAAACUCAUUGAUUCGUGUUUGUUGUUGAGGGUCACUGAUGGACAUGUAAAAAUGCAUGAUUUGGUUCGUGAAAUGGCUCAAAGGAUAGCAAACAAUGAGAUUCAAAGUGUAAAUUUUUCUGACAAAGAUAAAAAAUCAUCACUUGAAAGGAAAAAAGAUAUUAAAUAUUUAUUUUGUAUAGGGAAGGACAAGGAUUUAUUUUCCUGUGAGUAUGAUGGUUCCAAACUUCAGAUUCUAGUUGUUGACAUGGAAAGCGAUGAAGAUACUAAAUGUAUGGAAGUUCUAGAUUCUUUCUUUGAAAAUAUUGCCAAGCUUCAAGUUUUGUAUGUUUUAGGUCAUGAAAACCGAGCCUUAUCAUUACCAAAAUCAAUUCACUCAUUGGCCAAUAUUCGAUCUAUAUUGAUUGAUGGAGUUGAUUUAGGUGACAUCUUAGUUUUGGGAAAUUUGGAUAGUCUUGAGACUCUUGAUUUGGAUAAAUGCAAAAUCAAUGAAUUGCCACAAGAAAUUGCAAAUUUCAAGAACUUUAGAUUUCUACACUUGAAAGAAUGUAAAAUUGGAAGUGGUGAUCCCUUUGAGGUUAUUAAAAAAUGCUCAACACUUGAAGAGUUGUACUUCAUUGAUAGUUUUAAUAAUUCUUGUCGAGAAAUAACCUUACCACAAUUGAAAUUGAAAAGGUAUCGUAUUGGUAAAAAAUGGCAGUGGAGUAGGGAUAAUGAGUUACUAUCAAAAUGUGUGGCUUUUACUGACCAUGAUUAUUUUCUUUCGAAAGAAACAUAUAAGUAUUGCAUGCAAACAUCAGACGGUCUUCAACUAAAUGGAAUUUCAAUUAAGGUGGGAUGGAGAAAUCUCAUACCCGAGAUUGUUGAUAUACAUCAAGGUAUGAAUGAUCUUGUUGAGCUUCAUAUGAGAGAAAUUUCACAAUUAGAGUGUCUCAUUGACCUAGUUGGUUUUCAAGAUCUAAAAGUAUUGUCCAAGUUGGCUGUACUAAAACUAGACGAAAUGAAAAAUUUGAAACUACUAAUCAAUGGUUCCCUUUCUUUUGAAUCUUUGAUGCAUUUGGAGGAGCUAUCAAUAAAUUGUUGUAUAACGCUUGAAAGAUUGUCUAAAUCCCAGCUAAAUCUCUGCAAUCUAAAGAAAGUGACACUUCGGAAAUGCCAAAUGUUGGAUAACCCCUCUUCAUUGUUAACUUCUCGGAAGAUGAAACUGCUAGAGAAAUUGGAAAUAGUUGAUUGUGAGAAAUUGACAAAGAUAAUUGAUGAAAGAGGAGAGAAGGAAUUAGGACAAGAAAUAAAUAACAGUUAUAAUGAUAACAAGAAAGAUGUCUCAAUGUUUCCAAACCUAAAAUUUCUUUUUCUUGAAGGAUGUCAGCUAUUGGAAUCAAUAUUUCCUUUACUCUCCUCUCAAGACCUUCCAGUACUAGAAGAUAUAACAAUAAGACAAUGUGAUAAGCUCAAAUACAUAUUUAGAAAAUGUCAACAUGUUGAAUUGGGUUCACUAAAACAUAUAUUUCAUUGGCAAUUCCCAAAAUUGAAAACACUUUUUGUGCAAAAUUGCAACAAAUUGAAAUACAUAUUUAGGCACCAUGUUGAUGACCAUCAAAACCACAAUGGAAUUCACCUCGAUCUUCAAGCAUUACAACGUCUCCAUCUUUGCUAUCUGCCAGAUUUACUUUACGUAUAUCCGAACAAAUUUCGCACAACAAUUCCACAUUUGAAAGAACUUCAACUAAAAGAAUGCUUUCUGGCUAAUGCAAAUACUGAGUUCCUUAAGAUAUGGAAACGUGCUCAAUGCCUUCCAUUACAAGCAAAUAUCACGCGUAAUGUUAAAGAGAUGACAUUGUAUGGUGUUUCAAACAUAAAAUCUAUGUUUAUGCUUUCUAUUACUUCAAGAAUGUUGGUGGAAACUUUGAGAAUUCAGAACUGUGAUGAAUUGAAGCACAUAAUAGUAGACAUUGGAGAUGAUGAUGAAUGUGGUUUGAUUAAUUGGGUCAAUGUCUUCCCAAAACUGAAAAAGUUUAACGUUCAAAAUCGUGGGCAAUUAGAAUACAUAUUUGACCACUACACUGAAGGCCAUCGAUACGACAAUGAGAUCCACCUUCAUCUUCCAACAUUAGAAUCUCUUGAACUUGAAGACCAUCAAUACAACAAUGAGAUUCACCUUCAUCUUCCAAGCUUACAAUCUCUUGAACUUUGCAAUCUGCAAUGUUUAGUAGCCAUGUGUCCUAACCGAUAUCGCACAACAUUUUCAUCUUUGAAAGAACUUAAACUCGUGAAAUGCUCUCUAGACAUAUACAAUAUAAUCAUGAAGGAUUUGAGUGGGAGCAUGGAACAUGGUAAUGCUUUAGAAAGUCCCGUGGUACAUAAUUUGCAUGAUAUGGCUUGCCUACAAAACCUGACACAAGUAACAAUUGUGGAGUGGGAAAGAAUGGAAAUAGCUUUCUCUACUUCUAUUUUUCGAUGCCUAUCACAAUUGGCUUAUCUAAGAAUAGAAAAUUGCAAAGAGUUGAAGCAUAUCAUCCAAGAUGACAGGCAGAUUCAAAAUUUGUCCAAUAUAACAUGCUUUCCAAAGCUAAAAAUGCUUGUUAUAAUAAAGUGUCACAAGUUAAAAUGUGUCUUUUCGGUCUCCAUAUGCAAAGAGCUUCCUAGGUUAGAGACUUUGAUAAUAAAUGAAGCAAAUGAGUUGGAAGAAAUAUUUAAAAGUGAAGGUGACCAAAAAGUAGAGAUACCAAAUUUAAAGAUUGUAGUACUUGUUGACUUACCAAGACUCCAAACACAAGAAAAACAAUUUCAGACAACAAAAAAUCGUUUAGUAAAAAAUUGUCCAAAACUCUCCUUUGAUUCAACCACAUAUCCUUUUGUCUGGAGAGACAUUAAAAAAUUUUCUUUUGAAUUCGAAGGUACACACUAUACCUGUUACUUUUUAUAA